Symbiodinium sp. CCMP2592 is the source of this 597-nucleotide messenger RNA. Lineage: Eukaryota; Dinophyceae; Suessiales; Symbiodiniaceae. The record is from the annotation of a GenBank genome assembly.
AUGAGGGCGAACCAGCAGCCCCGCCGCCAAGAUCAGAGGGCCCAGUGGUCCGCUUGGCCUUCUUAUGCCAAUAGCCCUGCCCUGCAAUGGAAUCAGGGCCAGCCCACAGCCAACACGACGAACCUUACAGCCAUUGGCCGUAUGAAUGCCGGCCUUUCUGGACCUCUAGCCUUUGACCCCGACACUAGUUCGGCCUACGAAGCCUUGCAGCCUCAGCCCUCCACACAGGACUUCAGCCAGGACCCUGCGGAAGAGCCGACGGUGCAAGCCCUAGCCGAUCGUCUCCGGGCCUUGGAGGUCGGCAUUCUGGAAGCCGACCGCCGUGGAGCACAACAAGCCUUGUGGCACCACAGUCGCCGAGCACACGAGCAACCCCGCCUUCCCUGCCUUCUAUCGCCUUGGGUCUUCAUCAGCGCAAAAGUCGACGCCGUCAAGAUCCGCCUUGACCAGGUUUACAUUAGGCUUGCGGGAUUGCUCCUGACACUUCAGCAAGCCUUUCCGCCCUUUGCAGCCUUCUUUACCGAGGCAGCCGUGGAUGCCUGCCAGUACCAAGGACCGUCAGCCCUUCUGGACUCCGAAGGAGACCCUGAAGCUUAG